AUGGAGACAGUAAAGAUGAGCUUUAAAAGCUAUUUUAUCAUCCUACUUAUGGUGUGUUCAAGGAAACUCUUUGCAGAAGAUACACCUUGUGAUUUACCACAGAUAGAAAAUGGAAACCUUCCCCAGUACUAUUACAGUUUCAAAAAUUACUAUUUCCCUAUGCAUAAAGGAAAAAAGCUCUCCUAUUCUUGUGUGGUUGGUUACACAACUGAAAGUGGGACUCAAGAUGGAAGAAUAACUUGUACAGCAAAAGGAUGGGCUCCAGUGCCUCGAUGCUACAGAAAAUGCACCAAGCCUCUUUUGGAAAAUGGCUCUUUUUACAGCACAGAAAUGGACUUCAAAAUCCAUGAGAAACUGCAAUACAAAUGUAAUCCAGGCUACCUCACCCCAAGUGGUGCUGCUGAAGAUACAGUGCAGUGUCAGCCACAAGGAUGGUCCUCCCAGCCAAGCUGUACUAACACACUUGAGUCGUGCGGGAUGCCGCGGCUGAGCCGGGCGGCGCGGGAGGUGCGGCCCAACGGGCCCCUGCGGGAGCGCUGCCAGCCGGGCCCGCGCACAGCCCCCGGGAGCGCUGCCGGUACGUCCCCAGCCCCGCAACUCCUCCGCUGACACUACAAAUCACCUGCUGCUUUCUGCUGCUGCUGCUUUCACCGCUGUGUUUUCUUCCCAGGGAUCACUUGCUCCGCUUUGAGUGAAGUAGCUCACGGAGGUUUCUAUCCUGUGAAGAAAACUUAUGAAGAAGGAGAUGUAGUUCACUUUUUCUGUGACAAACAUUAUUCUGUCACUGGAUUUGACUUAAUUCAGUGCUAUAAUUUUGGGUGGUAUCCAGACCCUCCAGUGUGUGAAGAUGUAAAAAAUAAAUGUCCUCCACCACCACUCCCUCAUGGCCAUUCCAGCACAGCCAGAAGAACAUUUCGUAAUGGAGACAAAGUUAUUGUACAGUGUACCUUGGGAAGGAGAGGAUCUGAGGAAAUCCAGUGUGAAGGAGGAAAAUGGACAUCACCCUCUAUCUGUAUUGAAGCUGUGGAUAACCAGGAAUCUGGGACAGCACCACCACCACUUGAGGCAGAUGCAGAAACAAAGGCAAACCAAACACAUCACAAUGAAGAUGAUAUGAAAAUGCAGCAAGACUGUGCAUCUCCACCUGUGAUUAAAAAUGGUGCUGUCCUGGGCCCAGUACUGGCAAGUUACAAAAAUGGUUCCUGGGUAGAAUAUGUUUGUCAGCAUUACCACUUUUUGGAUGGGCCCAGCACUGUUUAUUGUCACCAAGGAAACUGGACAGAACAACCAACCUGCUUAGAACCGUGUACUCUGAAUGUAACUGAUAUGGACAGCAACAACUUAACAUUGAAAUGGAGACGGGAAGAAUUAGUUUUCCUCCAUGGAGAUCUCAUAGAGUUUGAAUGUAAACAGGGAUAUAGUUUUCUCCAGACUGCCAUUCCAUCUCCUGGGAGGACACAGUGUAACCAAGGCAGACUGAAUUAUCCAAAAUGUGUUAUUCAAGCUGCUACAGAAAAAUGUGGCUCUCCACCCUCUAUUGCAAAUGGAGCUCUGACUGUCCCAGCACUGCCCCAGUAUGAUAGUGGCUCUUCAGUUCAGUAUAUUUGCUCUGACUAUCAUUUUUUGCAAGGCUCUGAGAGAAUCUACUGCUCUGAAGGACAAUGGACCUCACCUCCAGUUUGUAUAGAGCCGUGUACUUUGUCAAAAACUGAAAUGGAGAAAAAUAAUGUGCUGCUGCAAGCAUUCUAUGCAGACCAAGUUUACUUUUACCAUGGGGAUUAUGUUGGAUUUUACUGCAAACAGAACCAUUUUGGAGCAGAAUCUGGCACAACUUUAUUUCAAGUACAGUGUGAGAGAGGACAGCUGGCAUAUCCAAGGUGUGUUGAAAGAGAAAUGCAAGUAUGGACUUGA
Agelaius phoeniceus (red-winged blackbird) is the source of this 1911-nucleotide messenger RNA. RefSeq names its product coagulation factor XIII B chain-like. NCBI's taxonomy places the organism in Eukaryota, Metazoa, Chordata, Aves, Passeriformes, Icteridae. The record is from RefSeq and is a predicted model, not a curated record. Gene Ontology annotation, biological process: blood coagulation.